AUGGAUUUUGGCUUCAACAACCACUAUUUCUAUGAUGAUGAUGAUCUAAAGGAGGACUAUUACAGAUGUAUUGCUCCCAGUGAGGAUAUAUGGAAAAAAUUUGAGCUAGUGCCUGGUGGUCAACUAUCUUCUGGAUGCUCUGGGAGUGAUAUUACAGAUUGGGGUACAGAAUGGGAAUCUCCAGUGAAGCUGUCAGGUUUUAGCUCUGUUGUCCUUCUUAAAUACUGUAUGUGGAGUGGAUUCUCCACUAGAGAGAGACUUGAAAAGGUAAUUAAUGAAAGACUUUCAACUGCACCAAAUGCCCACAAAACUGCUCCUGAUUUUGAACAGUCAGCGUCUGGGACUAAUACUCUACAGCAAAAUGUCCCUGCAGUUCUUACACCUGCAGCAGUUCCUGAAAAGGUCCCACACUCCUCAGGAUCAGAGAGCACCAGCGACUCGGAUGAUGAGGAGGAUGAUGAUGAGAUUGAUGUAGUAACAGUGGGGAAGAGGAAAUCUUGUCAUGGUCGUCAGCCUGUGACGAUCACUGUGAGAGCUGAUCCACUGGACACUGUGACCAAACUCUUCCAUAUCUCUAUCCACCAACAACAACAUAACUAUGCUGCCCGUCUUCCUCCAGAACCAAGCCCUCCUUCCCCAAAGCAACCACCACAUUCUCCAAAUGAGGAAGAAUCAAAUGAGGUCAGCUCUCCCUCCUUACCCUGCAGCCUUCCUGUUUCUUCUCCUUCUGGAGGCUCAGACAGUGAUGAUCUUGUCAAACGCAAGAAUCACAACUACAUGGAAUGUAAGAGAAGAAAUGAUCUGCGCUCUCGUUUCCAGGAGUUAAGAGACGAGGUUCCUGGCUUGUCUAAAACUUCAAAGACACCAAAAGUUGUGGUUCUAAGUAAAGCCACAGAGUACUUGGAGGGCCUAGUAAGUGAGGAACAGAGGUUGUUAAAGGAAAAAAUGAAGCUCUGGUCUCGACACCAGCAGCUACUGCGGCGGCUCUCCCAACUUAAGGACCGUUGA
Bombina bombina (fire-bellied toad) is the source of this 1008-nucleotide messenger RNA. Its product is annotated as protein L-Myc-1-A-like. The transcript has 2 exons. The record is from RefSeq and is a predicted model, not a curated record. Gene Ontology annotation, biological process: regulation of transcription by RNA polymerase II. Gene Ontology annotation, molecular function: RNA polymerase II cis-regulatory region sequence-specific DNA binding; DNA-binding transcription factor activity, RNA polymerase II-specific; protein dimerization activity. Bases 1 to 1008 code for a protein of 335 amino acids. NCBI's taxonomy places the organism in Eukaryota, Metazoa, Chordata, Amphibia, Anura, Bombinatoridae.